Molecule: messenger RNA, 1059 nt
Organism: Capra hircus (goat)
Lineage: Eukaryota; Metazoa; Chordata; Mammalia; Artiodactyla; Bovidae
Product: olfactory receptor 1L4
Exons: 1
Coding region: 124-1059 (311 amino acids)
Biological process (GO): G protein-coupled receptor signaling pathway
Cellular component (GO): membrane
Molecular function (GO): G protein-coupled receptor activity; olfactory receptor activity
Source: RefSeq, a predicted model, not a curated record
CAAAAUGUGGUAGACAUUUUUUACUUUUUUUGAAUAGGCUGGAGAUUAGGAAAGAAGCCAUCCUCAAAUUGCCCUUCGCAUCUCUCCCACACCACCUUCAAACUCUGACCAGGGAUCAAAGACAUGGAGAUGAAGAACUAUAGCAGCAGCACUGCAGACUUUAUCCUCCUGGGCCUCUCUUCCAACCCCCAGAUGCAGAAACCCCUCUUUGCUGUCUUCCUCGUCAUGUACCUGAUCACCCUGGUGGGGAAUGGACUCAUCAUCCUGGCCAUCCACUCUGACUCCCGGCUCCACACCCCUAUGUACUUUUUCCUCAGCAACCUGUCCUUCAUGGAUAUCUGCUUCACAACAGUCAUUGUGCCCAACAUGCUGGUGAACUUACUCUCAGAGACAAAGUCUAUCUCCUAUGUGGGGUGCCUGGUCCAGAUGUACUUCUUCAUGGCUUUUGCAAAUACUGACAGCUACCUGCUGGCCUCGAUGGCCAUAGACCGGCUGGUAGCCAUCUGCAACCCCUUCCAUUAUGGUGUGGUCAUGAGCCCACGGCGUUGCCUCCUCCUGUUGCUGGGUUCGUGCACCAUCUCUCACCUGCACUCCAUGCUGCGUGUGCUGCUCAUGUCCCGCCUGUCUUUCUGUGCCUCCCAUGUCAUCAAGCACUUCUUUUGUGAUACCCAGCCGGUGCUCAAGCUCUCCUGCUCUGACACGACUAUCAACCAGAUGGUGGUCAUGACCGAGACCCUGGCUGUCAUUGCCACCCCUUUCCUGUGCAUUCUCUUCUCCUACCUGAGAAUCAUCGUCACUGUGCUCAAAAUCCCCUCUGCGGCUGGGAAGUGGAAGGCCUUCUCCACCUGUGGCUCCCACCUCACCGUGGUGGUCUUCUUCUAUGGGAGUGUCAUCUAUGUCUACUUUAGGCCACUGUCCAUGUACUCAGUGGUGAAGGACCGGGUAGCCACAGUUAUGUACACAAUAGUGACACCCAUGUUGAACCCUUUCAUCUACAGCUUGAGGAACAAAGAUAUGAAGAGGGGUCUAAGGAAAUUAAGGGACAGAAUUCAGUCAUAG